ACGCAUUCGAGGGUCGUUCAGUAGAGGUUAAAACUUCAUCGCAGUGAGAACAUAAUCGACAUCGUCCGCAGUACCGUCGCAGUUUACAUUCUCCUUUGAAUCUGACCCCAGUGAUCUUCGAACUCCAUAGCAACAAUAUGCCGACCUACCACAAACCAGAAGCUAAAACCAUCCAGGAGCUGAAGGAUAUUGCCCACAAGCUGCGUAUCGAUUCGAUUAACGCAACGCAAGCGUCAAAAUCUGGCCAUCCAACGUCAUGUGCUUCCAUUGCGGAAAUCAUGUCGGUGUUGUUCUUCAACACGAUGCGGUAUAAACUCUCUGCUCCACGUGAUGCUUCUUCGGAUCGGUUCAUCCUGUCGAAGGGCCAUGCGGCGCCGAUCCUGUAUGCGGCCUGGGCCGAGGCAGGUUUGUUCCCGGUGGAGGAUCUGAUGAACCUGCGCAAGAUCGAUUCGGAUCUCGAAGGUCAUCCAACGCCCAGACUAAACUUCAUCGACGUUGGCACCGGUUCGCUCGGUCAGGGUGUAGCCGUUGCGUGCGGUAUGGCGUACGUAGGCAAAAACCUCGAUAAAGCCGAUUACCGUACGUACGUACUGGUCGGUGACGGUGAAUCGGCCGAAGGUUCGAUCUGGGAAUCGUUGCACUUCGCCGGUUACUACAAACUGAACAACCUGUGCGUCAUCUUCGACGUGAACCGAUUGGGACAGUCGGAGGCGACCUCGCUGCAGCAUCAGAUGGAGGUGUACCGCAAGCGGUUGGAUGCGUUCGGAUUCAAUGCCAUGGUCGUCGACGGGCACGACGUGGAGGAACUUUGCAAGGCAUUCUUCGAAGCUGCUUCGACAACCGAUCGACCCACCGCAAUCAUUGCCAAAACGUUCAAGGGCAAACAUUUCCCCAACAUUGAGGAUCUGGAGAACUGGCACGGAAAGCCGCUUGGUGAUGCGGCCGCCGGUGUUGUGGCGCAUCUGCAAAAGUUGAUUCGCAACCCGGGCCCAAUUGCCCUGGCGCCACCGUCUCCACAAAAGGAGAACGCUCCAAAGGUGAGCAUUAAAGGCAUCGAACUUGCCACACCGCCCGCGUAUCAAAAGGGCGAGCAGAUUGCUACGCGAUUGGCUUACGGUACCGCACUGGCCAAGAUCGCGAUGAACAACGAUCGCGUGAUUGCGCUGGACGGUGACACGAAGAACUCGACCUACUCGGACAAGCUGCGCAAAGCGUUCCCGGAACGAUUCAUCGAGUGUUUCAUUGCGGAGCAAAAUUUGGUCGGUGUUGCGAUUGGUGCCGCUUGCCGCGAUCGUACCGUUGCUUUCGUCUCUACCUUUGCCACGUUUUUCACGCGUGCUUUCGAUCAGAUUCGGAUGGGUGCGAUCUCGCAGACAAAUGUCAAUUUUGUCGGUUCGCAUUGUGGUGUAAGCAUCGGUGAGGAUGGUCCGAGCCAGAUGGGCCUGGAAGACAUUGCCAUGUUCCGUGCGAUCCCGGGCAGCACCGUUUUCUAUCCGUCGGAUGCAGUCAGUACCGAGCGUGCAGUCGAAAUGGCUGCCAACACACCGGGCGUGUGCUUUAUCCGUACGUCGCGUCCGAAUACUGCCGUCAUCUACGAGAACAAUGAGAAGUUUGAGAUUGGAAAAUGCAAGGUCGUGAAGCAGAAUGCAAACGACUCGGUAUUGCUCAUCGGUGCUGGUAUUACGCUGUAUGAGGCGCUCAAGGCAGCCGAAGAACUGGAGAAGAGCGGUAUUCACUGUCGCGUGAUCGAUCCAUUCACCGUUAAGCCCUUGGACAAGGAAGGAAUCAUCCAGCAUGGUGCCCAGUGUGGUGGUCGUGUCGUGGUUGUAGAGGAUCAUUACAAGCAAGGAGGUCUGGGUGAAGCGGUGCUGUCCGCACUCGCCGAACAGAGAAAUUUUGUCGUGAAGCAUCUGGGUGUGGACAAGCUGCCCCGUUCCGGUCCGCCCUCCGUACUCGUGGAUAUGUUUGGCGUUUCGGCACGUUCCGUUGCGGCCGCAGUACAAGACAUCAUCAAGAUGUAAAAACACAACCCAGCCACAACUAAACGAGUACAAGCGUGUUCAGGCACAUGCGCUGGAAUCUUGCCGAUCAUGUUGAUCGUGGUUCUUUUGAUUUAUUAAUUUGCUUUUCGGUUUUACCUAUCUGCUUCAUUGUUUUGUUUUUUUCUUUCAACUUUGCUUCCUUCGGAAUGUGGGUGCUUUUUAGGGGGUUUCGAAUACAUAAUACGAGAAUUGCUAUGAGUAACAAGGUUACUGCUGUUAAUCCUCUCUAAAUUUCCAGUGUCAUACAUUGUAGAUUGUACUGACCAAUCAUAUCCGGUAAGGGGGAGAUCGUUGUUUAUUGAGAGCAGUUGCGCGAAAUAUAUUCAUUCGAAGAAAUGGAACAA
Messenger RNA from Anopheles funestus (African malaria mosquito), 2386 nucleotides. RefSeq names its product transketolase-like protein 2. The transcript is spliced from 4 exons. Gene Ontology annotation, molecular function: thiamine pyrophosphate binding; transketolase activity. NCBI's taxonomy places the organism in Eukaryota, Metazoa, Arthropoda, Insecta, Diptera, Culicidae. Bases 138 to 2021 code for a protein of 627 amino acids. The record is from RefSeq and is a predicted model, not a curated record.